AGCUUUUAAUCGUGCACGUGGAUCUGAUACGCCAACAUCCUUCAAAGAAGGAUGUUUGACAGGUUUUGUCUCCAACCUUUCCUUGUUCAUUUAAAAAUCUUAGGUUACGUUUUGUGAAUGUAUAUAUAAAUUCUCGAUUACAUUUACAAAUAUCCGUUGUUUGUCAUUUGUGUUAGCUCUAAAAUAUGCAUAAGGAUUUGUCUCAUUUUAACUAUAUAAUAUUAACGAAACUUUAUAAGAAAAACGAUGAUUCUAUUGAAUAGAAAAAUAUGUCAAGUCUAUGUAUCAUCAGUGUUAUCAAUUGUCAGUGUUACCAAUGGAAAUAUGAAAAGUUCUAUUAUAUGGUGAAAUAUUUCAUAAUAAAGCGGUUAUAUGUUACAUUUAAUUCUGGAACAACGAAGUUCUAAUAAGAAAUGCGUAAGUAGUGAACGCAGUUGAUGUAUCUACGAGUAUAAAUAAUUUAUUUGGGCAUGGAAAAUGGUGAUAAGGUUGAAGAAGAUAAAGGUGAUGAUGUUUGUCCACCUAAACAAGCAAGGACUGAGUCCUUUCAAGCUGCUUUCAGUGAAUUAAAAAACUCAGAAUUUUAUACGGAAGAAUUACCAGGACCGUCAAAAGAAAUCCCUAAGGACUCAUCAAGAUUUAAUACACUUUUAGUCAACACAAAACAAAAAGGAAAUCCAUUAUUGAAAUUCAUAACAAAUGUUCCUUGGGAAUUUUCUGAAAUUGUGCCAGACUAUGUAAUGGGAAAAACUACAUGUGCACUGUUUUUAUCGAUACGAUAUCAUCAGCUUAAUCCUGAUUAUAUUCAUGGAAGAUUGAAAUCUUUAGGAAAUAUGUAUAGUCUCAGAGUUCUCUUAGUUCAGGUAGAUGUACCAGAUCCACAUCAUGCUCUAAAACAUUUAACAAGAAUGUGUAUUCUUGCGGAUUUGACAUUGAUGUUAGCAUGGAAUGCAGAGGAUGCUGGUAAAAUGAUUGAAACCUAUAAAAUUUAUGAGAAUAAACCACCAGAUGCAAUUAUGGAAAGAAGUGAUACAGCACCUUAUCAAAAGUUGGUAAAUGCUUUAACUACAAUACGUUCAGUAAAUAAAACAGAUGCUACAACCCUUUUAUCGACUUUUGGAACAUUAAAUGAACUGAUAAAGACAAAACCAAAUACAUUAGCACUUUGUCCUGGCAUUGGAUUACAAAAAGCACAACGAAUUCAUAAUACUUUACAUGAACCAUUUUUACGUGUAUCAAGAUCUGUACAAAAAUAAGUUAAUAACAAAUAAUUUUCUAUUAAAAAACCGAUGUAUUUAUAUAAUAUACCUUACAUAUAUUUAA
This is a messenger RNA of Nomia melanderi (Alkali bee), 1323 nucleotides long. RefSeq names its product DNA excision repair protein Ercc1 (gene Ercc1). Gene Ontology annotation, molecular function: damaged DNA binding; single-stranded DNA binding. Gene Ontology annotation, cellular component: ERCC4-ERCC1 complex; nucleotide-excision repair factor 1 complex; nucleus. Lineage: Eukaryota; Metazoa; Arthropoda; Insecta; Hymenoptera; Halictidae. Gene Ontology annotation, biological process: mitotic recombination; UV-damage excision repair. The record is from RefSeq and is a predicted model, not a curated record.